Molecule: messenger RNA, 2544 nt
Organism: Pseudophryne corroboree (corroboree frog)
Lineage: Eukaryota; Metazoa; Chordata; Amphibia; Anura; Myobatrachidae
Gene: WDR38
Product: WD repeat domain 38
Exons: 9
Coding region: 107-1003 (298 amino acids)
Biological process (GO): transcription initiation at RNA polymerase II promoter
Cellular component (GO): transcription factor TFIID complex
Molecular function (GO): RNA polymerase II general transcription initiation factor activity; protein binding
Source: RefSeq, a predicted model, not a curated record
CGGCCAUUUGUCACUGUGGCAACAGAGAAAGCUUUCUGUAUACAACAAGGCCUAGCUAAAUGCCACAACCUGAAACAGCCUAGUGUUUUAUGGACAUUCAGUGAAGAUGUGGAAGAAUCCUUCUGAAUAUUUAGCUACAAACACAGUAAAAUAUUUCGCAAGGCAUAAAGGAGAGGUGAAUUCAUGUGCUGUUUCUCCAGACUGCCAGCUAGUCAUCACAUCUUCUGAUGACAGUCGGAUCCAUAUGUGGGAAGCAAACAGUGGUUUGUUGAAGCAUAAAGUGACAGGUCACAGAGGACCAGUAAAGUCGUGCUGCUUCUCUCCAGAUGGCUCGCUGUUUGCUAGCUCAUCCCAUGACUGCACGGUGCGGAUAUGGACAGUGGAUACAGCCGAAUGUCUCCAUACAUUGACAGAUCACUGUAAAAGUGUGGAGACAGUUUGUUUCAGCCCUGAUAGUAAAAGUAUACUGUCCGCAGGGUGGGAUCGCCUCGCCAUCUUAUGGGACGUACAGACUGGUGAGAAACUGAAGUCUUUCAACGGACAUCAAGACGUCAUACAGUGCAGCACUUUCUCAACAGAUGGUUUAUACAUUGCCACAGGCUCCUGGGAUUACACUGUCAGACUAUGGAGUGUGGGCAGUGAUACAAACACAAAUGUACUGAAAGGACAUAAGGGCAAUGUCAGCUGUGUAAGCUUCUCUGUGUCUGGGAUGCUGGCUUCUGGCUCAUGGGACAAAACCAUAUGUGUUUGGAACCCACGCAAUGGCUUCCUGAUCUUUCUACUGAAUGGACAUGGGGAUUGGCUAAGAACAUUGUCCUUCUCUCGUGAUGGCAUCCUGCUAGCGUCCACAGGACAUGAUAAGAUGAUAAGACUCUGGGACUGUGAGCAUGGGAAGUGUAUAAAAGUGCUGAAGGGCAUGCUGGAGAUGGCGCACACAUGUACAUUUUCACCUAAUGGUACCCUGUUGCUAGCGGGAGCCAUGGGCAUCUACUCAUCACAUUGAUGUACAUUCCGUGCUGGAUGCAUGUAUAUGGUGUAGGAGUGGUGCGUGGUGGGAACUAGCUAGAGAUCCUGCACUAGUAUUUCGGAGAAGACUGACUUUUUUUUUUUACACAUGGACUUUGCUUAAAAAGGAAACUAUCUGUAUAGAUCAGUGGUUUUAAAAUAAUCUGCCUUGGUUGUAAUAGUUUAGUGCAAGCUGAGCCCAUCACCAGCACAGAAAGCCGCAGCGGAUAGCUACAGAAAGAACUUGUGUUACUGUGUUUGCAAACCAUAUGAAAACAAAAAUGUGCAAUACACAAUAUACAAACCUGUUAAUAGCAAUUUGUGCACCGUGGGCCUGAAAUUAUGCCUCCGCCUCGUCACACACACCCACACACACACACUUGCAAGAUAUCCCCUGAAGUUGGGUAUUUCUCUUACAUGCUAGAGCAGUGUUUUUCAACCACUGUGCCGUGGCACACUAGUGUGCCCUGAGCAGUCUCCAGGUGUGCCGCCAUAGAAGCACAGCCCGGCCCGUCAGUGUUUUGCUGCUACUAAGGCCCUGGAACGAUCAAUACUGGUGGGUUUAGUGGUUGCAGAGCCAGUUCUAAUUUUGGACCCGGGCAGUGUUGGGCUCUUCUGGCUUUCUCAGAUGUGGCUCAGGCGUUACCUAUGGAGAAGCUGCGACAUGACAUCCCUAGGACACGCAACUGCACCAUGCAUCACCAUUAUAUUUGAAUGUGCUUUGGCAAUACUUAAAUCUUGUUCAGUGUGCCGCAAGUUGUAAAAAGUUGAAAAUCUCUGUCCUAGAGGAUGCUGGGGUCCACAUUAGUACCUUGGGGUAUAGACGGGUCCACCAGGAGCCAUAGGCACUUUAAGAGUUUGAGAGUGUGGGCUGGCUCCUCCAUCUAUGCCCCACCCACCAGACUCAGUUUAGAAAAUGUGCUCGGAGGAGCCGGUCACAGCUAGGGGAGCUCUACAGAGCUUCUUUAGAAAAAAAAUUUUUUUAGAGUUUAUUAUUUUACAGGGAGGCUGCUGGCAACAGCCUCCCUGCUUCGUGGGACUAAGGAGGGGAGUAGUAUCCGCCCUGCGGGGUCUGAUCCACUAUCUCCGCUGACAGGACACUGAGUUCCUGAGGGGAUAGAUCGUUCCCCGCCACAGAGGAUCGCUCACCCCAGCAGCAUGCCGCCACCCCCUUACAGAGCCAGAAGAUCGGUGGCGAGCAGGGGCGGAACUGUGGGAGGCAGUGGAGUCGGCUGCCGCCGGGCUCCUGACCUCAAGGGGGCACAUCUCCUCCACUGUCUCCCGCUGACGAUCGCUCGCUGCUACUUUUUUUUUUUUUAUGAUUCUUGCAGACGGAGGAGCUUUGUCCGUGACACCGAAGCUGCUUCCUGUAUACAGAGACCUGGCACUGGCUGCAGCUAGGGGGAGCUCCAGAGCGCAGCUCCUCCUGGGCCCUUCCAGUUUAGCAAGCCAGCCGAGUGAAACUCUCUGCUCCUCCAUCAGGCUGAUGAUAGCCAAAGGUAGGCACUGGCCUCAAGCUGCACUGUGGGGGGAAAGGUG